AGUUUGAGAAUUAUUGGAGGAGGCCAUACGGUCCAUGAGGCAUCUCCAAAAACCGAGCUUUUUCAGGUUUGCUGCUAGAGUUCAGCUAGGAGCCUGGAUGGUGGAUUUCUCCAAGCAAGGUGACCAUUCCAGUAGACAUUUCUAUCUUAUCUUCCAUCCAUUGAGCUCAAGUCUACCUAUGCACGGAUCCUACCAAAACCCCGUGAGAUAGGCGAAGAGGUUUGGUUGACCUUGGGCCACACGAUGAAGUCUUCGGAUAUUGACCAGGACCUCUUCACCGAAAGUUACUGCAAAGUGUGCAGCGCCCAAUUGAUAUCGGAAUCCCAGCGGGUGGCGCAUUACGAGAGUCGGAAACAUGCGAGCAAAGUGCGGCUUUACUAUAUGCUGCAUCCGAUAGACGGAGGCUGUCCAGCAAAGAAGCUACGGUCAGAAAACGGCAGUGAUGACGACUCAGUGGAUAAGAAUAAAUGCUGUACCCUCUGUAAUAUGUCCUUUACUUCGGCGGUCGUGGCUGAGUCACAUUAUCAAGGGAAAAUCCAUGCCAAAAGAUUAAAGCUGUUGCUCGGGGAGCAGCCAGCUAUAAAGGCCACAGAGACCAACCUGAGUUCCCUAAAACAGCCACACAUGGACAGCUCCCCUGUGGUCUCUCCGCCCCAUCAGAGAAGAGACUCGGACAGGUACUGCCAGCUCUGCGCGGCUUGGUUUAACAACCCGAUGAUGGCGCAACAGCACUACGAUGGGAAAAAGCACAAAAAGAACGCAGCCCGGGCUGAUUUACUAGAGCAGCUAGGGAAGACGCUGGACUUGGGAGAGUUGCGAGGGCUGAAGCGGAGUUAUACCUGUAACAUCUGUAAUGUGACGCUAAACUCCAUAGAACAGUAUCAUGCACACCUGAAGGGCUCUAAACAUCAGACUAACCUGAAGAACCAGUAAAAAAUGCAGUGAAAUAACUCAACCACAGCUAUUUCUUCUACAAGGAAGAGCCUUUUGCCUACGGAUGGGACACUGUCUUGGACAAUGAACGCUCCCUGUGUGGCAUCAUUAAUGUAUAGCUAACCUUUGCUUUGGACAAUGAAUUGAUUUUCCUUUUCGUUUUUUAUUUGGUGGUGAGUAACAAGACUCAGAUGGAUUUUUUUACCCUUUGAAGAUAAAGUCUAUAUAUUCAACAUGAAAUCAAGAGUAUGUUUUAAAAAAUGUAAUAUGUAUACAUUUUUAAAAAACACACACACAUAUAUAUCUCCCAGGCCGUCUGCAGAGACCAUUGGAAUAAAGUAUUUUUUUCAUAUUUAUUAUUAGAUUUCUUCACAGAGUUUAAGAUACUGUUAAAUUACCCAUGAUUGUGAUGUAAGUAACAGUCUUCAGCAAGAAAUAAACAUUAUAUCUCUCU
Molecule: messenger RNA, 1387 nt
Organism: Pogona vitticeps (central bearded dragon)
Lineage: Eukaryota; Metazoa; Chordata; Lepidosauria; Squamata; Agamidae
Source: RefSeq, a predicted model, not a curated record